AAUUCUCUCUGCAACUUCCUUGGAUACUAUCAAAUUUCUCUCUAGUGCUAACUUCUAGCUCCGAUCUUUUCAGUUAGCUAGCUAGUCGAUCGCCAUUUAAUCCAUGGGGGCUAAAGUUCUUAUGCUGAUCACCGUGGCCAUGGCCAUGCUCGGGAUGGUGCUCGGCGCAAGUCACACAGUGGGCGCGCCGGCCGGAUCAUGGGACCUGCAAACCAACUACACCCUGUGGGCUUCGAGAACUAGGUUCACCACCGGCGAUGAGCUCCAGUUUCAGUACUCCACCACCGUGCACAAUGUGGUGGAGGUGAGAAAGGCUGGGUACGACUCCUGCAACAGCUCCAGCCCCAUCGCGACAUUCUUGACCGGCAAAGAUGUCGUCCCACUUGCAGCCAUUGGGACGCGGUACUUCAUCUGCGGCGUUCCAGGGCAUUGCGUUGCUGGUAUGAAGGUUCAAGUCAAUGUGAAGUCGAAGGCAGUGCGGACAGUACAACGGUGCCGAGGGACGGGGAAGCGGCUUCGGUGCCGGUCCGAGACUGUAUUAAGCUCGGCCACAACAGGUGGCAUUGAUCAGUUUGCGGUGGCGCGGCUAGGUCUGGCCGUUGUCGCGGCUGGUCUCGUGUUGUUCUUUUAGUGACCGACGAUUGUGGUGCUUUUUUCCUCUUUGAUGCGCCGUGCAUGCUUAUUUGUGUAUUAUAAAUCAGUUCUUUUGUUAAAUGU
This is a messenger RNA of Triticum aestivum (bread wheat), 717 nucleotides long. Its product is annotated as mavicyanin-like. The record is from RefSeq and is a predicted model, not a curated record. The coding region runs from base 104 to 631 and encodes 175 amino acids. Gene Ontology annotation, cellular component: plasma membrane. Gene Ontology annotation, molecular function: electron transfer activity. NCBI's taxonomy places the organism in Eukaryota, Viridiplantae, Streptophyta, Magnoliopsida, Poales, Poaceae. The transcript has a single exon.